ACAGCAUCUGGCCUCUGCCCUGUGACUUCCUGAUUCUCUUCUUCUUAUAAAUACAAGGGCAGAGCUGGGGUCCCAGGCAGUCCGGGAGCAGAGAGCCCAGGAGUCCUCGGGCCAGCACUGCCUGCACACCUGGAAGAUGAAGAUCUCCGAAGCUGCCCUCUCCUUCCUCAUCCUGGCUGCUGCCCUCGGAUCCCCGGCCCAUGGAUCCCUGUCCCAUCAACUUCAGGACUCUGGCUCCCAUAGCCUAGGCUUUCACCGUCCUUCUGAGUGCUGCUACUCCUACAUCGCACGAAAAAUCCGAUGCACAUUGAUGCAAAGUUAUGUGUCAACGAGCAGUGGCUGUUCCAGGCCUGGAAUCAUCUUCAUCACCAAGAAUAAUCGGAAAGUCUGUGCCGACCCCACUGAUGCGGGAGUUCAGGAGUGCAUGGUGAACCUGACGCUGGGCUCAGACAAAAAGCCAACAAUUUUGUUGGCAGAGAGAUAUUCUUCAUCUGUCAAAAAAGAAGAGACCACUUUUGAUACUGAGAGACUCCUGGGACAGCUCUUUGUCAGUCCACAGCCAUUCAUCCCAGUCAGAUCCUACCGAAUUCAACUCUGCCCCAGGCCCGCCCCCACCGCCCUCCCUUUCAGCAAACACCGGGGGAGGCCUGUUGUUUCUCCUCCCACCUGCUCUGAAGUGGUCAGAGUCCGGAGUGCUAAAGGGUCAGAGGGAGCGACCAGCAGCAAAGAGGACGUCUCCACUCAGCCCUCCCCUGGCAGGAUGAAGGCUGCCCUCUUCCUCCUCGUGGCCGUCCUGGCCACUACUUUUGCUUUCUGCAGCCAGGCAACUUUCAAUGCGAUUCCCUCAGAAAUUUUAGAGUCGGUGAACCUUUCACACUCCUGCUGCCUGAAGUAUCAUGAGAAAGUAUUACCAAGGAAACUGGUGGUGGGAUACAGAAAGGCCCUCAACUGUUACCUGCCAGCAAUCAUCCUCAUCACCAAAAGGAACCGAGAGAUCUGCACCAAUCCCAACAACAAAUGGGUCCAAGAUUACAUCGAGAAUCUCAACCUGCCUUUGCUACCCCCCAGGAACUUGCCCCAGGUUAAAUCUGUUUGAUCAUAGAAAGGCCUAGCCCAGCUCUCAGCUCCUCAGCUCCUCGUGACAAUCAGGCCUCAGUGGGAGCCCAAGUUCAGGAAAGACAGGUGUGACCCUAUGAAAAACGAGGGCAGCCUUGUGGUCUGAAUGACAGAGCCACAUUCAGAGAAAUGAACCAGUGGUCCAAAAAAUAAAAGUAUUUUGAAUAUUUUCUCACUCUCUGGAGGAAAUGUCAAAGUUAAGGGAGGUGAGCAGACAUACAUUCUUAAUAGCAAUUCUCUUUGCUCUCA
Miniopterus natalensis is the source of this 1365-nucleotide messenger RNA. RefSeq names its product C-C motif chemokine 3-like. The record is from RefSeq and is a predicted model, not a curated record. Gene Ontology annotation, biological process: chemokine-mediated signaling pathway; antimicrobial humoral immune response mediated by antimicrobial peptide; cell chemotaxis. Gene Ontology annotation, molecular function: CCR chemokine receptor binding; chemokine activity. Gene Ontology annotation, cellular component: extracellular region. NCBI's taxonomy places the organism in Eukaryota, Metazoa, Chordata, Mammalia, Chiroptera, Miniopteridae.